AAUAUAACACAGCAAUCAGUAUAUACAUAUAUUGAUUCAGCAGUACACAUCUUCCAAUAUAACACCUGUAUGCAACAUUAUCAUUAUAAUAGUUAUAGAACACUACAUAAUCAUGCGGAAAUUUAUGUUUCUUGUGGUUUUAGCUGUAAUGUGGUAUGUCGGACACACCAGAACUAUUCCCGUCCCAACUGAGCCGCCUAGUGCCCCGGCCAGCAACAAAAACUCAACGGCUAAUGCCACACUGGAAGCAGCUGCACCUAAAGCUACCACCUUUGAUGCUCCAGCUAUUAAAUCAGUUGUGAUACAUAUCCCCAGAAAGCGGCGAGAAUGGGAACCUACCAUUCCUAUGAAUUUCAGGGCGGUUCAUACGCCCUGCGAAUUUGACCUUCAUCCGGAAGUAAUCUACAAAUAUAACUGGUUCUGGGAUGGCUGGGACUAUAGGGAAUAUGAUUGGAAUAGAGGCGAAACACGGAAUUGUGUGUGGUUUUAUAGUAUGCGAUACUCCUCCGAGGGCUUCUACCGGCUCUACUCUCUCCUUAGACUGGAGGCGUUCUUCUUUGGCAGUUAUUCGGAGCGUCUGUACCGAUAUGAGUACGACUUGCACUUUUUCGAUUACUGGAAUGUUAAAAUUCCACCAAAGAAACGAGAAGUUGGAAUAUUAAACAAAUCAUUGAAUGGUUCUUUACCUCUUCUGAAGCGUGUGCCCGAAAUUCCCUCCAUUCCAAAGCUAAAACGUUAUCACGUUACCAGUUAAACGUUAUCAGUUCACUAUUAAAUGACUUUAUCUCUCA
Molecule: messenger RNA, 791 nt
Organism: Drosophila bipectinata
Lineage: Eukaryota; Metazoa; Arthropoda; Insecta; Diptera; Drosophilidae
Source: RefSeq, a predicted model, not a curated record